Bacidia gigantensis is the source of this 1335-nucleotide messenger RNA. RefSeq lists its product as uncharacterized. The record is from RefSeq and is a predicted model, not a curated record. The transcript is spliced from 2 exons. The coding region runs from base 1 to 1335 and encodes 444 amino acids. NCBI's taxonomy places the organism in Eukaryota, Fungi, Ascomycota, Lecanoromycetes, Lecanorales, Ramalinaceae.
AUGAUUGUCGUCAUCUUAUACUCUCAGGUAGAGGGAGAGAUCAGUACAAUGCUUCCUCUGCAUUUCAUCAAGUCUCCCUUGAUCACGAACAUAAGAUUAGAUAUCCUGGGACUCUUGGCCAUCUUAGGAGAGUCUCCUGUAGCUCAGACUGCACAGAUAGCUUUCCAAUUGUACGCUGGGUUCUUGCCACGCCUUCUACCUGCUCCGCAAGCACUGCUGCGAACAACCAGGCCAGAUAGGCUCCCAACGAUACCAGCAGACGUCAUUGGCUAUCGAUCGGGCAACUUUCGCCGUACUUUGGGCCUUGUACCGCGUUUGCUUCACCCAGUGGACCAUAUCCCAAAAUACCACGUCCAGUGCCUGAGAAUCGAGCGAGCAAAUCCCGAUAAUGCACCAGUCGUCACCGCCGCCACGUGGGGUCCCGUGACUUGGCUCGCUAUGGCAGGCUUUGGAUUGUGGGUGGCCGGUAUCGGCCUCUCUGUUACCUACGGCGACGGUAUGGCAAUCCUAGCGCUUGCGUGUCUCGGGCUCGUUUCGGUUUUUGGACAUGCAGGGCACUUUUCCGAGAUUCAACUGGCAGAUUAUAAGAAGGUUAGGAAGGUGCUGCCAAAAGCCGACGUUGUCAUCAGAUACCCCAAUGGUGUCUUCCAGAUCAUUUCUUGUGACGAAGAGAUCGCACGCAAGCUGUAUGUUGAGCCGACGAUAUGCGUUUACAAACUUCACAACCCAGAUUUAUACCGCUUCCUUGCCAUGGUUGCCACCCUCUUGCUGAUGAUAGGUGUGGUCUGUCUCGGCAAUGCAACUUCACAGCUACAAUUUGCUUGCGCAUGCGCUUUUCUAGCGCUCAACGUCGCUUUCUGGAUUGUGGCAGCCCUUCCAGAGGAGCAACACUGGGAUCUCGCUUCUUUCAAAGUCGAUCCAACAGACAAAUGGGCUACACCAAGGUUCUCCCAAGCUCUAUGGACUGUUAUUGCGAGUACUGGAUCUACCAAGUGGGUGAGAGCUGCCAACAUUGCCCCGAACAAUGACGCUUGGGACGCAUGGUUAGAUGAAGCUCAGAGCCAUCUGGAUCCAUGCAAGAAGCCUAUAUUUAAAGCUGGGACGAUGAUUGAGCCAUCGUGGAAUGCCCAGUCCGCUUUGGAGCGACACCUGGAGCAAUUUGAAAUUCUCGACGAUCAACCGUCGCUACAUCCUCCAGAUACAAGGGAAGAUGAUGACAAGCAAGACGUCCUGGAUCAAACCACAGAUGAUUGCGACGCUGCUGAGAGCGAGGCGGAGGAAGUCGAGAAGCCGGCCCAAUGUCAUCUAAAGCCAGAAUGUGAUGAUGAGCUAUGA